Molecule: messenger RNA, 5715 nt
Organism: Hemicordylus capensis (graceful crag lizard)
Lineage: Eukaryota; Metazoa; Chordata; Lepidosauria; Squamata; Cordylidae
Gene: AMMECR1
Product: AMMECR nuclear protein 1
Exons: 7
Coding region: 93-1496 (467 amino acids)
Cellular component (GO): nucleus
Source: RefSeq, a predicted model, not a curated record
GCUCUGGCGGGGAGGGGGGGCUCCCGGCUCCCCUCCCCUCCCCCUGGGCUGCCGCUGCUGCUGCGGAUGCAAGCGGCGGCGGCGGCGGCAGCAUGCUCCAGAAGUGCGCCUACCUGCCCUGCGCCCUCUGCUCCUUCCUCUUCGCCUCGCCCUUCUCCUGCGCCGAGCCCCGCAAGGACCACCUCGCCUGCCGAGCGGCCAACCCGCCGAGCCUGGGCUCGGGCGGCAGCGGCAGCAGCGGCGAGGGCCCCCCGAGCCGGAUUGCAGCCUGCCAGCCCCAGCACGGCGGAGGAGGCGCGCCGGGCCCGGCGGCGGGAGGCGGGGCGGGCGGGCGCACGUCGUCGUCGUCGUCGUCCCCCGGCCGGCCGCGCGGCCCCCCCGCCAUGGGUCGGAAGCGCUGCUGCGUGGGGGGGGGAGACGGCGGCGGCGGCGGCUCCAAGAUGGCGGCGGGUUGCUGCGGGGUGAAGAAGCAGAAGCUCUCCAGCUCCCCUCCGUCGGGCUCGGCAGGCCCGGGCGCCGCCGCGGCGGGGGCAGCAGCGGGCGGAGGCGGCGGAGGGGGGACCCACUGCGGCGGCGGCGGCGGCGGCGGCGGCAGCAGCGGGGGGCCCGGCUCGCUCCCCCCGCCGGCCGGCCCCCGGCUCUUCAACGGCCUGGGGGGGCUGGCGGGGGGGUCCUCGGGCUGCGCCCUCUCGCAGCCGCCGCCGCCGCUGCCGCCGCCCAGCUGCGCCGCCGCCGGAGGAGCGGGAGGGCCCCUGGCCGCCGCCGCCCCCCCCGCCGCCGCCCCGGGACUCGCCAGCCCCGCCGCCGCCGCGCUGCUCUCCUCGCCGGGCGCCGGGCCUGGCGGCGGCGGCGGCUGCAGGAAGAUGGUGGUGUCGGCCGAGAUGUGCUGCUUCUGCUUCGACGUGCUCUACUGCCACCUCUACGGCUACCAGCCCCCGCGGAGCCCCCGCUUCACCAACGACCCCUACCCACUCUUUGUAACGUGGAAGAUUGGUCGCGACAAACGAUUGCGUGGAUGUAUAGGUACCUUUUCUGCCAUGAACCUGCAUUCAGGACUCAGGGAGUACACGCUUACUAGUGCCCUUAAAGACAGCCGAUUCCCCCCAAUGACGAGGGAUGAGCUGCCACGGCUUUUCUGCUCAGUGUCUCUGCUUACUAACUUUGAAGAUGUCUGUGAUUAUUUAGACUGGGAGGUGGGUGUACAUGGCAUUAGAAUAGAAUUCAUCAAUGAAAAAGGAUCAAAACGCACCGCCACCUACUUACCGGAGGUUGCAAAGGAGCAAGGAUGGGACCAUAUUCAGACCAUAGAUUCCUUAUUGAGAAAAGGAGGCUACAAGGCUCCAAUUACAAAUGAUUUCAGGAAAACAAUAAAACUGACCAGGUACCGUAGUGAGAAGAUGACUGUGAGCUACACGGAGUACCUUGCCCACCGCCAGCACCACCACUUCCAGAACGGCAUUGGGCACCCGCUUCCACCGUACAACCAUUAUUCCUGACACUGAGCCGCAUGACCAGUCCCUCGACCUCUCUACAGACCUCUUCCCAGGAGACCCCGCCCCCUCUUGGUCUAGUUAUCUCUAUUACUGUACCAUUUUAUGAUGAUAGUUUCCGUUGCCAUGACGACGCUUCUCCAUGGCAGGUUAAGUUCACCAUGGCAACGGAGGGAAACGCUGCAUCAUUACGAAAGAGCCCUUCACACACUCUCUCUCUCUCUCUCUUUAUUAUUAUUAUUGAGUCACUGUGGGGUUGUCCUUUUUUUGGCAGCAUAUAGAACUCUCGGGAUUUUUUAUACAAAAUUUUUAAAUUUCUACUUCAUUAACAUUGAAUUAUAUCAAUCAAGGUUUUCUGUGAGACUGUGGAUGGAAGGAAAGAAGAUAACUCUCUACGGUUUGGACUAGGGAAUAAAGCCACGGGAAGCACUCCCUAAAAUAAAGCAUAUCAGGUUUAGGUAAGAAACUAGACCAUGAAGGCAGCCUGCAUAGGAUUGACCAUGUAGUUACUCAAUAUUCCAAUUCUAAAAGUUGUUUUCUUUCAUGUAGGUAAAUACAUGAACCUCGGAUCCCGUCCUGAUAGGCUUGGGAGGGAAAUGAUGGUAGACAAAUUGCUUGAUUUUGAAUAGAAAGCAGCUAUAGAAUUUGGAACGAAAGACCACAAUCAUAGGAAAAGGUUCACUGCAGCCUAAGGAUGGGAUCUUGGUUCCAUUGACUCUGGUAAGGGGUUUCCCCCUGGAAUCACUGGAACCGGAGUCUCACCACAGUGCCUGUUCUGGGAAGGGAGCAUGGAGUCCACAGGACGGAAGGGUAAGGUACCCCACCCCACUCGCUUCUUAGCCAACAAGAGCUCUAUAGAUGGAGGACAGAAGCCCUCAGAUGCUCUUCUUCACAGUUCCUGUUUAGUUGCGGGGUGGGUGAGAGGGUUAUUUGAUUGCGCCCCCACAGGGUUGGGCUCCAGGCACCAAUGCCUUUCUGGGGCUUCUGAAACAGGCGUUGCUUUUGUAGCCAAAGUGGUUGGCAUGUAGCAGCUGAUGUAUUGGGAAGUCAACAGAUCUAGGUAUUAGUGCCUUCACUUAGGAUACAGGUUUUAUAAAAAUCAUAGGAAGAGAAAAGCACAGACACAGAAAUGAGUGUGACUCCAAUUUCUCCAAAGAGCUGUGGAGGGUUAGUGUCGUCCUGAGAGCGGAAUUCUGUUUUCUGCUCUCUUCCACUCGUAUUUUGGUUCUCUAGGUAUUGUCAAUGUCCCACUUUAGCCCAAUUGCUGUUUUAAGAAACGGCAGUGGUGGUGGUGACGAAAGACGACGAAAAAUGUGUGUUGGAUUUCAGGUGUCUGACUAGUACUAAGCAGGAAGCUGCAUUCUAGGAUAUCGGUUAGUUUUCUGCCUUGUGCAGAAGAGGCAGAGAGAUCUACAGUCCAGUUCAGACUCUUGGCAGCUCUAGUAAUGAGGAUGGGAUCCAGAGAAAGGUGGUUGUUGGAAGUUCUGGAUAGUUUGGGAGAAUGCCGAUGGCACUGAUACAUCCUUGACACCUUUGUUUUGGAUGAGCCAAACAUAUUUGGCAGAAAGCCCAGCCCACUCCAUGCAACAGGUGUGGUGGUGAUAGACGUACAUGGAAUUGGCCUUGCAUGGGCAAAACCACACUUUGCAGGAAGUGGCACAGAGCUAAGAAUACUCUUGAGACUUUUUAGUCCUCUGAAUUGUCCUAUGGUCAGGGACACACACAGAGCUGGUUCUCACAGAGAUCGCUGUCAUUCCUUCAUCCACAGCAUUUAAUGUCCAAAUAUUAACUUUCUGUUUUGAUGCCUUAAUUUUAAGCGAACAGAAGGCCUGAAAAGACAUGUAGCCGACAGAGGGGUGGCAGACGCGGCGGGCAGCCAUAGCUUCUAUUGAAGUUGUUUGCGGGGUAUGUUCUGUUUCCACUUGGAGUGCCAGAAAGUGGAUUCGCCUUGAAGCGGAAGCUGCCACCCAACUUUUCAUUUUUGCCCCCAAAGGGGAACUUGAGCACAAGCUGAAAGAUACUUCUCUGCUGCAAACAUGUUGGGGGGGGGGGAACCAGCCAGGGCCAUCCACUCCCAUCUUUCUCCAUUAUCUCAUUACGGCUCAUGCUUCUGGCUGAGCCCAUUGUUAGAAGUUUUUUAAGAAAAGAUCUAUUAUAUAUAUAAAUAUAUGUGUAUUUAAAGGUGCUAAUCAACCUUGAGCAGGUCACGUGACUGGUCAUGCGGACUCUAAAAUCAUAUCAGAUUUUUUUUAAAAUGAAAUCCUCAAUAUAUGCAGAUGUUAUACAGAAUUUCUUACCAGUGUAAUAAUGAUAUACUGAUUAAAUAGAAUAUCCUGCAGGGUUUGAAGGACAAGGUCAGCAAUACUUCCCACCACGGCUUGGGGGAGGGGAAAAAAGGAUCAUUUUGUCUCCUUUUUGUACACAGCAUAAUGCACAAUGUUUUGUUUUUUGUUUUUGGUCUCUUAGUAGCUGUUGCUUGGGGGAAAAUCAGUCGUUCAAAGGGGUUAUACAAACUGGAAAGGUGUGCUUUAAAAAGAAAAACCUCCAGACCCUUCUGAACCUCUCUUGUAUGCUAAUUCGUGGAAAGCUCUGACUGUGGUGAGCUUUCGACGGAAGCUUCAGCUGUGUCUUGUCUCGACAUAUAGACGCGUCGGUUUCUCUGUGGUGCUGUUUUCCCCCCCGGCACCUACCUCUCAGCAUGGAAGGGCCGACCACUCAAAGGAUUAUGUUGAUGUCAUUGUUGGGCUCGUUGGUACAAACAUCUGGUGUACUUCACAGGAACAUAGAUCUGUUCACCUAAAACGAACCAUGAACAGGAGGCUUGAAAUCUGUUUUGCAAGUUGUUCCUAAAUAUGCAAAUUAAAACAAGCCUUUUGUGGGGAGGGGUGUAUCCAUUUCUAAAAUACAAGACAGACUCAUCUUCCUCGUCGUGAGGACAGGGCGUGGGGCAAGCAUUGAGCAGUCUUUUUGCCUUAUUUAAUUCCAAAAGGCGCUUUUGUUCUAGCUUUAAAAGUUCUCCCGCACCUGUGUGGGAAGGCCAGCUGCAGGACAAGUCUCUCUCCGGUAAAUAAAAGAGCGCUCCUGAGCUGUUACACAAACUUCCAGUGGCUGGAGUUCUGUGCAGGGCCCUGUGCAGCCUCACCAUUUUCCACUUGGGCUGCACCCACGCCCCAUCAGCUGUAAGCGGUUGGCCCGCCUCGGCACACCCCGCUGUUUGUGUAUCGGCCUCUUUACUUGUCUUUGAACUGUGCAGGUUCUUGAAACUGUUGUCUGGAGUAGGUUACAUCUCUUGUGUGUUUGGACUGAACCAAAGAACCCUCCAGCCAAGCCUAAAUGCUGCUCCUAAAGCCUGCCUUCCAGUCCUUCCAAAGUCUCUGCAGGAUGAAAUGGGUUAACUUUUUUAUUUUUGUACAGUUUCUAACUGAUUUUUGCUAGUGAUGUUAAUUGAAUUAAGUUUGAGGAGCUUAUGCAACUCCUCCCUUGAAAUAAACUGGUGACUUUUAUGUUUAAAUAAAAUAAUAUAGAAACCCAAAGUGUGCCUCUCAGAUUUUAAGGGUUUCUGGUUACAUUUAUUAAGACCAGCAAUGAUUCUUUAUAUACAAAGAUAUGUUUUCCUUGUUUUUUAUUACUGUUUUAGAAGAAGAAGAAAAUACUUCCUUUUUGCUCUGGAUCCAGUAUCAAAAAUGCUGGUUCAAAAAAUGCACUGAGAAACAAAACUUUUGUAACAACUUAUGACUGUUUUUAUAUAUAUCAAACUUGAUUCUUUUCAAAAGAUUUGGAUCUAGUUUCUAAGUUAUUUUAGUGUUUUAUAUGUUACAAAAAUUAAUUGUUCACCAGCAUAAUGAGUUAUCUUCGAUGCAAAAGGUGAUACAGAUCGGCCAAUGAGCUGCCUGGUGUAGCUUUGUGGCCUUUAUUUUUUUCCUUCCUUAGUAACUUGACUAUUGAUUACAAUAUUAUCACAGAUUACCACAAACCUCCUUCCAUUAAGACUAGAUCCUCCUUCCUUCCAUGUUUAUUUGCUAUUAGUGUGAAGAAACUGUUGAUAAAAAUGGGCAUUUUAUAAGUAUGGCUUAAAGGUAAAAAUGAGGUAAAAGCAAAAAAAAAUUAUAGAAGGUAACUUGUGGGUCUGUGACAUAUGGCUGUGGAAAGAUAUUGUAGUAGUUUUAACACUAUUGUUCUUACCUUUUAAAUCAUUUACCCAAUAAAAUAAGGAAAAAGAAUCACA